Lutzomyia longipalpis is the source of this 1251-nucleotide messenger RNA. It is a transcript of the gene CLS, whose product is annotated as probable cardiolipin synthase (CMP-forming). The record is from RefSeq and is a predicted model, not a curated record. NCBI's taxonomy places the organism in Eukaryota, Metazoa, Arthropoda, Insecta, Diptera, Psychodidae. Gene Ontology annotation, biological process: cardiolipin biosynthetic process. Gene Ontology annotation, molecular function: cardiolipin synthase activity. Gene Ontology annotation, cellular component: membrane; mitochondrion. The transcript is spliced from 5 exons. Bases 185 to 1156 code for a protein of 323 amino acids.
CCUAUCUAACAAAUACGGUAGAAGCUACCUCGCACAGCAUUAUCAUUUUUUCUUGCCGUCUCGUGGUUUAUUUACAAAAUCUUCAAUAUAUAAUUCAUUUAUCGGCUCGACUGUUAUAUAAAUAGACAGAUGUGAAAACAGACAAAAAAUCAAAAUAUCUCUUUGAUGGAUUCUUGUUGACAAAAUGUUGCGACUUCCGCGAAAAAUACCCCAAUUUUGCACACUCUACCGCUCCUGGGUGCACCAUCCGGUACGUGGGAGGCAGAGUGCAUGCUGGCUCUUCACAUCGACCGUAGCAUGCAGUGCAACAACACCCAAAACCUUUACAAUUGCAAAAUUCUCCGAUGAUGAGGUGAUCAAGAAGAACAGGCAGAAUGUCCACUUUCAGGAAAUCCACAAGGCCAUCAAGGGGCAUGAACUGAUUCAGGAUGUGCUGGAGAAGAAGAAGGAAAUUCUGCUGGAACGAAAGAAUGAAUUGGUGCAGGAUUUGCGGGAGAAACGCACGAAAGUGCGUGAGAAGAUGGAGGAGGUCAUCGAGAAGGAGAAUAUUAUGACGAUUCCCAAUCUCCUGUGCGUGAUGCGUGGUGCUAUGGCACCCUACUUGGGCUAUGUCAUCAUUCAGGGGGAUUUCACAUUUGCCAUAGGGCUCCUGGUGGCAGCUGGAGUCAGUGAUUUGCUGGAUGGAUACAUCGCUCGCAAUUGGCCAUCGCAGAUGAGCAAGGCUGGUAGCUUCCUUGAUCCAAUGGCUGAUAAGCUACUUAUGGGAUCUCUGGUCAUAUCCUUGACCUACUGCAACCUUCUGCCAAUUUGGCUCACUGCCACCAUCCUCUUCAGGGAUGUUUUCCUCAUAAGUGCUGGCUUUAUUAUUCGCUACAAAAGCCUUCCGCCUCCGAAAACCUUGUCAAGGUAUUUUGACGUAACACACGCCACUGCCCAACUUGCUCCAACAUUCAUCAGCAAAGUCAACACAGUUGUCCAGCUGAUUGCUGUGGCUACGAGUUUGGGGGCACCAGUUUGGAACUACGUUGAUCAUCCUCUCCUCCAUGGGCUGUGGUACGUGACUGGAGCAACGACAGUAGCUGCUGCCUUAAGCUACAUUAUGGCAAAGGAUACCUAUAAAAUCUUCCGGAAGCACACCGGAAAGCCGGGAAAGUGAAACGCAAGCACGUGCAAUGUUUCUUUUCUAGAUGUUGGUGGUGGCUUCCGCAUGGAAGUCCUGCUGUAAAUAUAUUCACACAUUUUCUACACAAA